Messenger RNA from Kwoniella botswanensis, 2142 nucleotides. RefSeq lists its product as uncharacterized. Gene Ontology annotation, biological process: mitotic DNA replication preinitiation complex assembly; DNA replication initiation; DNA replication. Bases 1 to 2142 code for a protein of 713 amino acids. The transcript has 2 exons. Gene Ontology annotation, molecular function: DNA replication origin binding; single-stranded DNA binding. Lineage: Eukaryota; Fungi; Basidiomycota; Tremellomycetes; Tremellales; Cryptococcaceae. Gene Ontology annotation, cellular component: DNA replication preinitiation complex. The record is from RefSeq and is a predicted model, not a curated record.
AUGGACCUACCUACCGUCAAGGCUGCCGUCAAAUCAUGGGAGAAAUCAUUCAGAGCUAGAGAAGGAAGAGAUCCGACAAAGGAAGAUAUCAAAAGAGAUCCAGGUGAUAUAGCAUCACAAUACGCCUUAUAUCGUAAACUCACCAAAGCCUCUUCCGCCUCAUCUUCUCAAUCACUUCGUCCACCACCAUCUUCAUCCACAGCCGCACCGUCAUCCUCUUCCUCAUCUCAAUAUCGGUCUACACCACGGAACGUCCCUUCUUCGGAAUAUCCCACUACGCCCACCCCACCUUCGAGGAGGGUCAGCGGGUCGUUCUUCAGUAGUGCCAGUGCAAGUAAUUCACGAGCCGGUCCAUCGAGGUCGAAUAGAACAUCACUAGGUGUAGGUCUACAAGAUGAUGAUGUGGGGAACAAGUCGUUGAAGAGAAAAGCCUCGAAAUCAAAUAUACCAUCUUCACCACCUCCAACAUCCACUUCCUCAUUAACGUCCCGAACGUUGUUUAGUACACCUAAGAAAUACAAAGCGUAUACAGGUCCGAUACAUGAUCCCAACCCUAUCAACCCAUUCAACACAACCACUACGCCUACUAAAUCUUCGCCUUUCGGUCCUGGACCAGGUAUGAAUGGGUUACAGAGGGAAAAAUCAUUUUCAUCGCCAUUCAUCCACGCUUCCAGUCCCAAGAAACUCAAAGAGGUAUUGGAAGCUAAUUCGCUGAAGAAGGUGAAAGAAAGGACCAAUACGGGAAAUGAGAUCACACCUAGGACAAGGGCUAGGAAGAGAUUGAAAGGUGAGGAAGUGGAAGAUACACCGCUCAAGCAGAAGGUACCGAGGAGGAAGAGAGGUCAGGGCCAGGCGAGGACAAGUGAAGAACCGUUAGAACCACUAGAAGAAGAAGAAGCUCAAGGGAAUUUCUUGAAACCUGGAAACAGAAGUAUUUUCGAUGAUGAGGACGAAGAAGAAGAUGAAUUGGGACCCUCGCCUAUCAAAGUUAAUGAUAAACAGCAAGGAAGGGGAUUUACAAGUUUGUUUGGUGAAGUAGAAGGAGAAGGAGAAGUGGGAGAUGACGAGGAUGAAGAUGAGGAAGACUCACGUAGGACAAAUCAUCAAAUAUCGAUGACAGCUCAAUUAAAAGGUAUCGAUGCUAGUGCCGGUAACAAGAGUAGAUCGGGACUUGAUACUAGUAGAAGCACGAAUAUCAAGAAAGCGAAAAGUAAAUCGAAUGGUAAUACGAAUGGGAAUGGGAUCAUAAAUUUCUUCAAUAGGAUUAGCACUGGUAAAUCCACAUUACCAACCAAAUCACAAAAUCCCGAAGAUGAUGAAUUAUUGAAAUCUACGUCGCCUAUACCUAUACCUGAAGAAGUUCCAUCGAUCCAGAUUCAAUCUCCACCCUCACUCGAACCUACACCUUCAGCAGAUGAAAUUCCACUGAUUGACGACAUUUCGCCCGUUAUGGACGAAGCUAUACAGGAUGAUGAACCAGGACUAGCUUCGGAUUAUACGCCCUCUGCAUCCCAGAGACGUAGAGAGAAAGUGUUGAACCUGAGUGACGAUGAGAUCGAUGAAUUUGAUCCUGAGGGUGGGUAUGUCAAGAGGAAGAUCCGGAUCGUACCCACCCGAAGGGAAGUGAAGAGGAGGAAUAGUAGCUCGGAUCUAUCAGGUGAAGAAGACGAUGAUGAACAGCAAGAUGAUACGGGUCUCAAUGCGAAUGAACAGGACGGAGAAGAACAAGAGGAAGAGGAAGAGCAAGUGUUCAUCUCGCCAUCGAAUACCAAAUCAUUAUCAAUCCCAAUGUUGAACCUCCUCUCGAUUCAUUCACCUUCUCAGUCGAAAACAAGAGCUCAAGUUGCCAAAGCGAAACUAGAGGAAUUGAGAGUGAAAGCGCUGUUCAACCCAUCCGAUGCGGCCAAGUUGAAAGCAAUGAAGAGAGGACAGGAUAUCUCGUUCACUGGUGAAGCCAGGGUGGAAGAUGAUGAAGAAGAGGAUGAACAAGGUAUAUUGGAGAAAUACGACUUCGGUUUGAAAGACAUUCCAGAGAAGGGAGAUGUUGAAGACGGAGGGGCCGAUGGUGGGGAGAGGGAGGAUGAUGAUUGGGAGAGUGAAAGUGAAGGUUGGAAGAGGGAACAAACAGAAGAAGAUUGGUAG